CCGGCUUCGUCUCGAGAUUUAAAUUUACCAUGUAGUAGCUCCGCUACGCGCUAUUCCACUCGCACUUUAGCUAAUUAACGUUAGAGUAAGAAAGACAAAAAACAAGUUUUCCCACUCCAACAUUACCCUGUACGGUAGUUCACUCCGCCGCUAGCCUGGACCGUCAUUAUCUUUCGUGCGCGCGUGCACUACGCACUUGGCUAUAAAAAUACUUAAAUAGUGAUUUAAAUAAAAAUGUCGAAACGGUCACAUCAAGAAACCAAUGAAGACCGUUGGAGGAGAAAAAUAAAGGACUAUGAAGCUAAGUUGGCGGCGACAACAAAAAGAAGACGUCGCGUAAUCUACUCCAGUGGAAGCGAUUCGAGCGAUGACGAGGCGAUAGAUGUACAACCAGAAGAACAUCUCAAUAACGACGUCAUCCAGACUGAGCUGUACACGGAUGAAAAUAAUGCGGUCGAAGAACCAGGCACCGAGUUGGCUGCACAAGAAGAGGAAAUGAAUGAUCCAUCAUCAUCAUCAGCCGCCCCGGUACCCAAUGUAGACCCUGAUUUGCUUCUUGCACUUGGGGAUUCCGUCACAGAUACCCCUGAGUGGAGUGACGAUAUUCUGCAAGAUAUAUCUCAACGAUGGGAGCCCAUACUUAAAACGGGUCUUGCAAAGGAGAUCAAGGAAGAGCUUUUAAAGAAAUACCUUUUCCCUAAAAACGUUCCCUUGUCAAAGCCUCCAGUGCUAAACCCAGAAGUGUCUGCCAUGCUAACCGAAACGUGCCGGAGCAGAGAUGCCCGCGUUUCCUCCAAGCAGAAUCAAAUAGGUCGCGCUAUCGCAGCCUUAGGAAAAGCUAUGUCCGGCAUACUGACAAAGUCUAUGAAGGGAUCGGAGGUCGUUAAAAUACUUAACGACGCCGGCAAACUGCUCGCCGACUCUCACUUCUUAGAGACAGACACACGGCGAUCACUAAUUAUGCCGUUAUUAGAUAAAUCAUAUGUCAUCCUGUUCAAAGAGCGACAACGCGACAGUUUCCUGUUCGGAGAGAACUUAGGGGAGUUCAUCAAGUCGUCGAGAGGCAUAAAGAAGACAGGAGAGCUGAUCGCGCCUACGCCGCCCUCUACGUCAUCCACGAAUUUAAACUGGACGGGCCCGCCGCGCCAGCAACGCGUCAACCGACCGCCAGUACAACGCGGCGGCGGGCAGCGAGCACUGAGGGCGGCCCCGCCGCCGCCGCCGCGGCCGCGCCGAGCGCCGGCCCCUCCCGCGCCCGCCCCGCGCCGAGCGCCGCCCGCAUCCAGCCGACGGCCGGCGCCGCGGUCGAGAUCCCCACACCGGCGUGCGACGUAGAAGUACAGGCAGGCAAAUUCAUCCCCUUCACCACCAGCUUUCCCUGGCUGUGACUAUAUUGUCAGGCAAGCGUUCCUGAGAAGACAAGUUCCUCAUUCGGCCCUACAAGUGAUGAUAUCAUCCUUAUCAAAAAAUACUUUAUCGCAAUAUUCGUCCAGCUUAAAAUUAUGGUGGCAAUAUUGCCAAAUUAAUGAAAUUAAUGAUAUUUAUGAUGUAAAAAUCAAUAACUUAUUAGAUUUUCUUAAUCGUUGCCUACAAGAUGGUGCAUCUUAUGGUACGUUAAAUAACCACCGGUCGGCUAUUUCGUUAAUUUCAAGUAAUUGUAUUAGUCAAGAUGAUUGUCUUAAAAGAUUUUUCAGAGGAGUUUUUAGAUUAAAACCUUCCUUCCCAAGAUACACUGUUACAUGGGAUCCUGUGAUUGUAUUAAAUUAUUUUUCUAAUUUAUAUCCUAACGAAUCCUUGCCGAUUGAAUAUAUUACAAAGAAACUUGUUAUUUUGUUAGCUUUAGCAACUGGUCAGAGAACACAAACAUUAUCAUUGAUUCGUUUAAGCAAUAUUAACCGAUUUAAUGAUAGAAUUAUUAUUAAGAUCACAGACUUAAUUAAAACGUCUGCCGUUGGAAGAUCUCAACCUAUAAUUGAUUUGCCAUUUUUUGAUGAAAAAUGUAGUAUUUGUCCAGCGAAAACACUUCUAGCCUAUAUUAAUAUUACUCGAAAUAAUCGGCCUCCAAAUGAAUCAAAGCUUAUACUAACUUAUAAGAGACCCUACCAUGCCGCAUCGUCCCAAACAAUCGGACGGUGGAUAAAGCAGGCUAUGGAAGAGAGCGGAGUCGAUGUCGAUAUGUUCCGCCCACAUAGCACACGACACUCGGCCACGUCGGCAGCUAGCCUUGCUGGUGUUUCAGUAGAUAUCAUUCGAAAAACUGCUGGCUGGUCGGGCGAGUCCGCAGUAUUUGCGAAUUUUUACAAUAGGCCGAUCAUAAAUUGUAAUAAUUUUACCGAAUCGGUAUUCAGAGAUUUUUAAUUACAAGGUUUAUUAUGUAAUAGUUAUAAGGAUAACUAUAUUUAUUUACAAUAAACAAAUACCUGAUUUAUGAUUAAUAUUUGUUUUACUUAUCAUCGACAACAUUGAUAACCUCCAAACAUCUACAUGGUAAAUUUAAAUCUCGAGACGAAGCCGGGAUAAUUAGAUGAUCAAACGAACUUACCUGAAGUGAAGUUCGAUCUUAAUUAUCCCGGCUUCGUCGAAGAGAUUUAAAGUCCCAACCCUCCCGUGCUGGCUAAUGUUGACAAUUAACCAGUACCCAUAAAUCUGACCAAUGUUGUCCAUGUACUCUAAAUAUAAUGACGGUCCAGGCUAGCGGCGGAGUGAACUACCGUACAGGGUAAUGUUGGAGUGGGAAAACUUGUUUUUUGUCUUUCUUACUCUAACGUUAAUUAGCUAAAGUGCGAGUGGAAUAGCGCGUAGCGGAGCUACUACAUGGUAAAUUUAAAUCUCUUCGACGAAGCCGGGAUAAUUAAGAUCGAACUUCACUUCAGGUAAGUUCGUUUGAUCAUCUAAAAAUA
Molecule: messenger RNA, 2900 nt
Organism: Cydia splendana
Lineage: Eukaryota; Metazoa; Arthropoda; Insecta; Lepidoptera; Tortricidae
Exons: 3
Coding region: 235-1335 (366 amino acids)
Source: RefSeq, a predicted model, not a curated record